ACUCCCAAGACCCAGACGGUGCCCGUGACGGAGUGGACUGUUCGGACGCUUGCUAAGCAGCUCACGACGUUUAACCAGCAGGUUCGGAAGGAUCACGCACAGCUCGUCGCCCACGCCAUUGAGAGCGCAAGGUGUCGAGAGUGGCGCACGCAACAUGGCCUGGAUCUCUUCCGUGAGCUAACCACUCACCCCAAUCCGGAAAUCAAGGGCAAGCAGAUCAAAAUCAAGUUCAAGCAGCAUAACAAGAACAAGAAGGAACAAAAGGACGUUCGCUACAAUGUGCACUGCGUCAAGACCAACAAGCCUGCUGUUCCGUCUUACCGGUUUCACCAUGUGGAAAUCAAGAAGAACGUCUUGAUGCCCAACACCAUGCUGACGUUUGUACCCCAUCUGCGGGAUCUGGAGGGGUCCGAGGAGGCAAAGUACAACCUCUGGCUUAAGGAGUUGGAGGACAUUGACCUCAAAUCAGGAUUCAAGCCCAUGAACCGCGAUGAGAAGUUUGUUGCCAUCAUCCAGGGCGAGCGCGCUGCUACGCUCUCGCUCUACUUGGACAUGUGGCUCAAGGAGCUCAACAUACCAUCCUGCAACAAAUCCACACUCAUCAGAUAUAUGGCGAGCCAUGCCUCCGACGACGCCAUAACGCCCCAGCAAAAGACGGACAUUAUCAAAUCCCAUGGCCACGGGCACGCCAUGACGCCAGAGGAGCACAGGGCGGCAGAGCUCUUUACUGCCGCGUUUCAGUUGGCUUUCAAGGAAAAUCAACCGCAGUUGAAGCAGAUUGAGCUGCGCAAGGUGCUGUUCCUCGACGAGUCGGUCGAUAGUGUCAUGGACAACAAGCCCGCGGCCAAGGAAGUUUCCCUUGUCCAGCAGGAUAACGAGGACGAGGUUGUCGAGUCCAACUUGGCCACCUACUGCAUUUUGGGAUGCCUUAUCUGCUUCAGCCAUUCCUGCGACCACGGCGAGUAUGACAUCAAGAAUUGGAAACGCACUUUUUCCUUGUCAUCCUGUGCACCCUUGUCGGACAUUUUGAGGAGAAAGAGGAUAGCGGCAGCAGGGGUAAACACGAUUGCUGAUGUGCCUUGUCGACGGAGAUGCUAUCGGCUGAAGAUUCCUCCUGACCCGACGAGUGCGGUGGCAAAGCCGUGGACCGAGGAUGAGCGCAUGCUCCUACGGACUCUGUAUAUCACGACUGAUUUCAGCAAGACAAAGAUGGACCCGAUCUGUCUUGCAACGGAGUUUCUGAACCGCAACUGCGAUGAGGUAUACGCAGAAUUUCAGUCUCUCAGCAUUGGCAUACCUGGGCCUGACCUCACGGAACCGCCUCGACCGCGGAACAUUUCAUGGUACGAUCGCAAGCGGAAGAUGCUUAUUGGAGACUGGCAAGAACACACCAUUACUCAUGAGCAUCAACGACGGGAACUGCUGGAACCAUGCUCCCACGACGGCCCCUGCGCCCCCAAGAUAUGCAGCUGCGUCGAUGCUGGGGUUCUGUGCGAGAGGUUUUGCGGGUGCACAGAGGCCAACUGCGCUUACAAGUUUACAGGCUGUGCUUGCCACUCUCUCGGCAAGACAUGUCUCCCGAAGCAAAAGGACAGGCCGUGUAUCUGCGUGCAACUCAACCGCGAGUGUGACCCCCAGCUGUGCGGUUCUUGUGGCGCUUUCGAACGUGCGGAUCCCGCCAAUGCAGAAGACGAUAUUUUGCACUCGGCGGGUUGCCAAAAUUGCGAUCUCCAGCGUGGGCGGCACAAGGCGCUCCUCCUCGGACAAAGCCAGCUGGAAGGAGUUGGCUACGGACUCUUUACCGCCGAGGACAUUGCUCAGGACGAGUUCAUUGUCGAGUAUGUGGGAGAGCUCAUCACCCACGACGAGGGCGUCCGCCGGGAAGCGAGACGCGGCGACGUAUUCGAUGAGACGUCGAACAUCUCAUACGUCUUUACUCUGCUUGAAAACGAGGGCAUCUGGGUCGACGCCGCUAUUUACGGCAACCUGAGCCGGUACAUUAACCACGCUUCAGAGCACGACACCCGGGGAUGCAACAUUACGCCGCGGAUCCUUUAUGUCAAUGGGGAGUUCCGGAUCAAGUUCACCGCAUUGCGGGAUAUCAAGGCCGGAGAAGAGCUCUUUUUCAACUACGGCGAAAACUUUCCCAACCUCACCAAGAAGCUGCUGGAUAACAAGUCCGGGGAGAAGGCGGAGGGCCCUAGAAAGGUCGGCCGACCCAAGCGUGCCGAGACUGGUGAUCGAGUGGCACGCAAGGUGCCCAAGAUAAUAGAGCACAAGAAGGCGGGGAGACCAAAGUCAAAGAAGAAGAAGAUGGCGGCAGCGGCGACGACUGUUACUACAACUACGACUACGACCGUUCAGGCGGCACGAAAACGCCACACGAUGAUUGAUUCCGAGGAGGAAGAAUACCAUCCUCCUGGCACAGACACCGCGUCGUCUGCAGCUGCACAUGCCACGACCGAGGAUGGGGAGCUUCUAGGGUCGAAGCGGCUGCGCAAGACGACGCGGUCACAGAGAGCCAAGGAGCCCGAGACACCAGCAGUCAAGACUCCGGGAUCAGAGGAGCAGCAAAAGCCGCGGGGCAAGCGUGGAGGGGCCCGACCCGGCAGCGGACGACCUAGAAAGCAUCCUCGA
Messenger RNA from Trichoderma reesei QM6a, 2637 nucleotides. RefSeq lists its product as uncharacterized. The record is from RefSeq and is a predicted model, not a curated record. The annotation marks the transcript as partial. Lineage: Eukaryota; Fungi; Ascomycota; Sordariomycetes; Hypocreales; Hypocreaceae. Gene Ontology annotation, biological process: chromatin remodeling. The transcript is spliced from 3 exons. Gene Ontology annotation, molecular function: protein binding; histone methyltransferase activity.